AUGGCUGGGAAAAUGAAGCUCUACAAGUUGGUGGUGCUGGGAGAUGGAGGUGUUGGCAAGACCGCGCUUACUAUUCAGCUUUGUCUAAACCAUUUCGUCGAGACAUACGACCCAACAAUUGAAGAUUCGUACCGUAAACAGGUUGUCAUUGACCAGCAGGCAUGUAUGCUCGAGGUGCUUGACACUGCGGGACAGGAAGAGUAUACCGCUUUGAGGGACCAAUGGAUUAGAGACGGUGAGGGUUUCGUGCUAGUCUACAGUAUCACAUCACGCUCCUCGUUCACCCGGAUACAGAAGUUUCACCACCAGAUCCAAUUAGUGAAGGAAUCUGCAAGCUCUGGGUCCCCAACGGGAGUCAGCUACCUUACAUCGCCCAUGAACCCGCCGACCCCUGGUAUGAAAGUUCCAGUGAUGCUUGUGGGAAACAAGAGCGACAAGGCCAUUGAGCGGGCCGUCUCAUCGCAAGAAGGGUCUGCGUUGGCCAAGGAGCUUGGAUGCGACUUCGUCGAAGCCUCUGCAAAGAACUGCAUCAAUGUUGAGAAAGCGUUUUACGAUGUAGUUCGCCUGCUUAGGCAACAACGACAGCAACAGGGUACUCGACAGACACUUAACAGAAGCCCUGGCACGCAGAAGGACAAUGGCCAGGAACACACCACGAAAUUCCGAACCGAUCGUCCUAAGACGCACAGGAGCAGUAUCAAGUGUCUGAUUCUUUGA
This is a messenger RNA of Paracoccidioides brasiliensis Pb18, 717 nucleotides long. RefSeq lists its product as uncharacterized. The record is from RefSeq and is a predicted model, not a curated record. Gene Ontology annotation, molecular function: GTPase activity; GDP binding; GTP binding. Gene Ontology annotation, biological process: signal transduction. The transcript is spliced from 2 exons. The coding region runs from base 1 to 717 and encodes 238 amino acids. Gene Ontology annotation, cellular component: plasma membrane.